UUGACUUUAGACUUCAGAUCAACUAAGCCGUGUCUCCGUUUCUGUCCGCUGGAUGGCGCUCACUACACGGAUUCCUACGUGGCGAUAACAAAGUGUAAAAUAUCGCCCUCUCCUGGUUAUGUUUAUGUUAGUUUACACUGUGAAAAUUAUGCAUACAUGCAGAUAACAGCAUUCCUCCAGUCAAGGAAAUUGUGAGUUGUGGGAACAUAUCCCAGUAUUUUUUUGUUUGUUUGUUUGUUUGUUUUUAACCAAACACGUACUUUAAUCAUAUGUUUGAUUAUAACUUUAAUAGGUCUACUCGGCUGUUUCAAGUAUACUAGUUACUGUAACGUGUUGAUAGUAGUUACACAAACAGGCCAGUGCCACCAUGCUCUGAGCUCGUUAACAUCGCCUCUGCUAAAUGUAGCUCUGGUUAAUCCUUGAGGUGAGCAGUGAGCCUGUCCCGCCUGAUCAGCAGAGAAAGUCCUGCGGGGACAUGGUCUGAGCGCAGACCCGGACCCCACAAAGACAUGAGGACUUUUUCUCUCGCAUUCACACACCCUCACCCUCAAGCCAUGUUGUUACCAGUGUUUGGGCAUCCUUACCAAACUCCCUGUGGUGACAUAGAGACCUCCUCUUGAGUGUGAACCAUGAGUGCAGACACAGACCCGGGCUGUGAGGCAGAUAUGGACUCUGAAAACCCAGAGAACCCUGCUGAGCUAGAGGACUUGGUAGCAGCCAUGAACAUCACAGCCAACCGCCUGACCCCCCCAAACGGUUACAGGACACACCGCCCCCCCCUCGCCAAAUCCUACAGGAAGAUGUCCCUGCAGGAGCGCCGCAUUGCCCGCCAGCCCACCAUCGAGACCAAACGGGUGUCCAUUACAGACGGGGAGGACUUUGUCCAGCUCAACCAAUACAAGCUGCAGAAUGAAAUUGGAAAGGGUUCAUAUGGAGUUGUGAAACUGGCAUAUAAUGAAGACUCAGAAGAGUAUUAUGCCAUGAAAGUUGUUUCUAAGAAGAGGAUGAUGAAGCAGUGUGGAUUUAUCCGUCGGUGGCCGUCUCAAGGCUCACAGCAGGAUCCAUAUCCUAACGCUGUGCUGCCUCUUGACAAAGUCUACAAGGAGAUUGCCAUCCUAAAGAAACUGAAUCAUCAUAAUGUGGUAAAACUAGUGGAGGUGCUUGAUGAUCCAAAUGAGGAUGGACUUCACAUGGCCUUCGAACUAAUGAAAAAGGGGCCUGUGAUGGAGGUGCCUACAGAUAACCCCUCAGAGGAGCAGGCUCUCUUUUACUUCAGGGAUGUGGUCCUAGGAAUAGAAUAUUUGCACUUCCACAAGAUCAUCCACAGAGACAUUAAACCAUCAAACCUGCUGCUGGGGGACGAUGGUCAUGUGAAAAUUGCAGAUUUUGGAGUGAGUCGAGAGUUCAAGGGCGCAGAUGCUCUGCUGUCAGGCACGGCUGGGACCCCCGCCUUUAUGGCCCCUGAAACCAUGACUGAGCACGAGCAGACCUUUAGUGGCAAAGCUUCAGAUCUGUGGGCAAUGGGAGUCACUCUUUACUGUUUUGUCUUUGGAAAGUGUCCUUUUUAUGAUGAAUACAUUGUAGCACUGCACAACAAGAUCAAGAAAGACCCUGUGGUAUUUCCUGAAAUACCUGCCAUUAGUGAUGAUUUAAAAGAUCUUAUUCAAAGGAUGUUGGAUAAAAACCCUGAAACAAGAAUCACACUCCCAGAAGUUAAGGUGCACCCAUGGGUGACAGAAAAUGGCACAGACCCACUCCCCCUAGAGGAGGAGCAUUGUACGGUGCUGGAGCUCACUGAGGAGGAAGUCAAGAACAGCAUCAAACUCAUCCCCAGCCUUUCUACUGUGAUCCUGGUGAAGUCCAUGCUGAGGAAGCGCUCUUUCAGUAAUCCCUUUGAGUGUCAAGCCAGACGCGCAGAGAGGUCCAUGUCUGCCCCUGGAGGUCUUCUUACUGACUUGGCCUCACUGCGGUCUUCUCUUCACAUACACUCAUCCUUGAGGAAAGUGAGCCGUGAGGGCAGCCGGGAGGGAGAGCUGGAGGACUUGUACGAAGAUGAAGCCUUUGCAGAAAGCGCUGAAUAAGGACAUAGAACAGGCUUCAGUGAGUCUGCUUCAGUAGAAGACAUUUAUGUGUUUUUCUUAUCGAGAUACUGUUUAAAGAUAACAGUGAUGGUCAGAUCACCUCUGUGUAACUUUAGAUGACCAAGAAUGUAGUUAUUAGCAUUAUACUGCUGUUUAUGUAAAUAUACUUCUACAUUUAUUUUUACA
Boleophthalmus pectinirostris (great blue-spotted mudskipper) is the source of this 2267-nucleotide messenger RNA. It is a transcript of the gene camkk1b, whose product is annotated as calcium/calmodulin-dependent protein kinase kinase 1, alpha b. The record is from RefSeq and is a predicted model, not a curated record. Gene Ontology annotation, biological process: CAMKK-AMPK signaling cascade; activation of protein kinase activity; protein phosphorylation. NCBI's taxonomy places the organism in Eukaryota, Metazoa, Chordata, Actinopteri, Gobiiformes, Gobiidae. Gene Ontology annotation, molecular function: ATP binding; protein kinase activity.